Messenger RNA from Leptinotarsa decemlineata (Colorado potato beetle), 2469 nucleotides. RefSeq lists its product as uncharacterized. The record is from RefSeq and is a predicted model, not a curated record. NCBI's taxonomy places the organism in Eukaryota, Metazoa, Arthropoda, Insecta, Coleoptera, Chrysomelidae.
GGUCCCGUGCCAAAACCGCGAAUGUGAUAAUUUUAAGGUUUCCGCUUUUCUGUUGGAAAAUUAUAAAUUAUUAUCAGAGAACCCAAUGCCAAAACAGCGAAUAUGAUAUGUAUUAUGUGUUGCCUGCUAUAAAGGAUUGUGAUAUCACGUAUGUGAAAAUUCAUUUAUUUUUCAAAUGCCAAAACUAUGAAUGUGGCACAUUCGCUGUUUUGGCUUUGGAACAAUUUGAGUGUGAUAUAUUCGCGUUCAGAACAGACACAAAAACAUCGUGCUUAUAAACGUGUGACUGCUUGUUUGUUUAAUUAUAAUUUCGCGGUGUUUUACCAAAAUGAACCGAACACAAAGGAUAAUGCAACUUUGUUCUAAUAUUACAGAAGAUGAUAAUGUUGUUAUUGAAAAAAGGAAUACCUGUGGUGAUGCUCAACCUCAACCUGGCGGUAGCGGGGAACAAGCUUAUUCAGAAACAGCUGAUUAUGCUCGAGAUUAUAAUUCUACCGAUGAAGACCCAUUUGAAGCAGGUUCUUCAGACGAGUAUCUUCCUUCAAGUGAAGGUGACGAAAGCGAUGUUGACUCGGAUCUUGAUGAUCGUAAUGUGGACAUCACAGUACUGAAUGGAGAUGACAAUAUUGUCGUGGAAGUUGUGGAGGCAGACCUACCAGAUCAAAGUGAUGAGGUGAAGAAAAAAAGAAAAAGAAAUGUGUCCGGAUGGAAAAAAAAUCUAAUAAACUGUAAACGGUUAAAAGGAGAAUACGUUGGGUUUGAAAACCAGAUACAUCCCAGUCGUCCCAUGUUACCUUCUCCGUGUUUGGAAAAAUCAAAACACAAGUGCUCUGGUCUUAUAAGAGAAGAAGAUAGAAAAACAAUAUACAACGAAUUCAGAUCAUUUCAAAAUAUAGACGAUCAGCGCCAGUUUGUUGUAACUCACGUUGAACAAAAACUCAAGAAAAGAACAACAAGAAAUAUUGAGAAUUCCAGAAAACACUACACGAAUCAUUAUUCGUUAACAGUAAAUAACAACGGGUAUCUGUGUGCAGAAUGUUUUUUAUGGCGACUUUAAACGUUACUGACGCCUUUAUUAGAAGCUGCUUAAAAAAAACUAAUGCCAGUGGUGUUUUGGAAAAAGAUAAACGUGGAAAACGCCCACCUCACAAUAAGCUGGACGAAGCAGACGAUUUAUUUUUGCGAAACCAUAUUUUGUCAUUUCCGGCUGUAGAGUCGCAUUAUUGUAGACAAUCCUCUAAAAAAAAUAUUUGGAUGCUACAUUAAACAUUUCGAUUAUGCACCGUAUGUACAAACAAAAGUGUAUGGAAGAAAACAGAAAACCUGUGUCAGACGAAAAGUACAGAAAUGUCUUCAAGGAAUAUAAUUUGGGAUUUUACAAGCCGAAAAAAGACCAAUGCAAAAAAUGUUUAUCUUAUUCCACCAUGACAGAAGAAGAGAAGGCAUUGAAUAAAGAAUGUCAUGAUAAACAUAUAAACAAAAAGAACGAUGCUCGAAAAUGUAGAGAUGAGGACAAGAGCUUGGCUAAAGCAGACACUUCUAUACUGGCGUUCAAUUCAGAUUUGGAAGCAGUCUUAUACACACCAAAAGGAUCAGCAGGUCAAAUCUUUUACCUGAGAAAAUUAGCUGUAUAUAACUUCACUGUCUAUGAUCUAGUAACACAAGACGUGGAUUGCUACUUAUGGGAUGAAACUCAAGGAAAAAAGGGAUCUAAUGAAAUAAGUACAAUUAUUUUUGAUUAUGUAAUGGCUCAUCCAAACAUAACCGCAGUUCGGAUGAUGUCAGAUGGUUGCGGAGGUCAACAAAAAAACAGUAUAGUUAUGGCUAUGUGUUUGCAACUUUUGCUGAAACAUCCCAAGUUGCGAUUCAAUUCAUUCAAAAAUUGAAGUAAAAUCAAAAAAUGUUCCUGUCUAUGUUCCUAAGGGUUGGGCUCAGCUUAUUAGGGAUUCACGUAGAAAUCCAGCUCCAUACAAGGUCCAUACAAUGACUUUUGACGAUUUCUAUGAUUAUAAAACGUUGUCAGAGAACAUAAUUGCAAAGAAGAAACUUCCUAUACAAACUAUUUGUUGGUUGCACUAUGACAAAAAAUAUCCUGACAAGAUUUUUUACAAAACUAGUUUUGAUCAAGAGGAGUUUACAGAAGUUGCAGUAAAGAAAAUAAGGGAUCGCCCCAAAUCUCUAACUCUUUUGAAAGCUUACAAAGCAACUCUUCCAAUUUCAGUGCCAAAAUUUGCAGAUCUGCAAACGAUGUGCAAGGACAACACCAUAACAAAAGGAUAUCAUGAAUUUUACAAUUCUCUAAAGACAAACAAGGAUGUCCGUGAUGCGCUGGCGGAACCAGAUUUUGAGGAACCAGAUGAGGAACCAGAACGAAUCUGUUAUUGUUUUUGUCUUGCGUUCUUAAUGUCAAAAUAAAUUAAAAAAUUAAUUACAACGUAUAUUUUUAUUAAUAGCCUUACCACACGAAUA